Messenger RNA from Girardinichthys multiradiatus, 2345 nucleotides. It is a transcript of the gene plin2, whose product is annotated as perilipin 2. Gene Ontology annotation, cellular component: lipid droplet; cytosol. Gene Ontology annotation, biological process: positive regulation of triglyceride storage; lipid storage. The record is from RefSeq and is a predicted model, not a curated record. The transcript has 8 exons. Bases 163 to 1524 code for a protein of 453 amino acids. Lineage: Eukaryota; Metazoa; Chordata; Actinopteri; Cyprinodontiformes; Goodeidae.
GCAGCCGUUGGCUCCCUCACAUCAUCGGUGAAGUCACUGACAGUUGGGUUUUAUCUCUCCAUUACUCGGUAAAUGUUUUAGGAAUAUCUGCUGAACAUUUAACGAGAAACAACCUGUUUGUGGCCGUGGUGUCUGUAACUAUAGGUUUUGUUUUGAGCAGAGAUGGCAGCAGCUGAAGUUAUGCCAAAUCAGAGUGUGGUGGAGAGGGUAACCAGCCUCCCUCUGGUGAGCUCCACCUACAGCCUGGUGUUCAGUGUGUACUCAAACACCAAGGACAACCACCCUUACAUCAGGAGCAUGUGUGAGGCUGCAGAGCAAGGGGUCCGCACCAUCACCUCUGUGGCCCUCACCACAGCCUCGCCCAUCAUCGGCAAGCUGGAACCUCAGAUUGCCAUUGCCAAUGACCUGGCCUGCAAAGGUUUGGACAAGAUCGAGAAAACCCUGCCAAUCCUCCAUCAGCCUUCUGACCAGAUUGUUUCCAGCGCCAAGGAUGUUGUAACCACCGCUAAAGAUGUUAUGACGGGGAAAGUGUCUGGAGCCAAGGGCACCGUCUCUGACACUCUGAGCACCGUCGUGGGGAAGACCCGGGGUGCGGUCCAGGACGGGAUGGAGAGGACCAAAGCAGCUGUCAGCGGGAGCGUGAACACGGUGCUGGACAGCAGAGUGGUGCAACUGGUCAGCAGUGGAGUGGACACGGCCCUCAGUACAUCUGAGAGUCUAGUGGAGCAGUAUCUGCCUCUGUCAGAGGAGGAGCUUGAGCUGGAGGCAAAAGCAGUGAAAGGCUUUGAUAACAAAGAGACGAGCUACUACGUUCGCCUGGGCUGUCUCUCCACCAAGCUCCGAAAGAGAGCUUACACCAGGGCCGUGGCAAGGAUACAAGAGGGCAAGGAACGCAGCAUGGGAGUCAUCUCGGAGCUCAACUCCACUGUUGACCUGAUUGAAUAUGGCAGAAAGAACAUCAACAGUGCUAACCAGGUGGUGAACAACAAGCUGAACACCUUGGUGCCAUGGAAAUCUGGUGGUCCAACCCAGGAGAACGGUCACCAUGCCGAGGUAAUUGAGUCUCGCACCUUGGUCCUCGCACGUUCCCUCACCCAGCAGCUCCAGACAACCUGCCUAGUCCUUGUCUCUGGCCUGAAGGGACUCCCCAACCACAUCCAGCAGGAGGCGCUGUCCCUUAGCCACUUGGCAGCGCAAAUCUACAGCAAUUUCAGCAGAGCCAAGGUGCUGGGAGACAUGCCGGACAGCGUGUUAGCCGGCAGCAGGGUCCAGCUGGGCAAGAUGAAGGAGUCCCUGGACAACGUCAUGGAUUACCUGGUCAACAACACACCACUCAACUGGCUGGUGGGUCCCUUCUACCCAAGGAUGACCUCUCACACGGAGUCCUCCGUCAUCAGCAGUAAACAGCCCGAAAAGAGAAGCUCCCCGCUCAGUCAGCCGCAAACAGAGGGGCCCAUGGAGGUGGAGAUGGAGUCACUACAUUCCCAACAUCAGUGCACCUCAGAUUUAGAUUCUGAGCUGUAAUUUUACUACUAUGUCCGUUAUUGAUUCUAAAUGCUUCAUGUCAGUGUUUAGGUUAAACAAAAUACACAAUUGCUUUUUUUAAAUUCUUGCAGAAAUCUGAUAUUUUUACCCACAUGAAUGCCUUUAUUAUGCCACUGAAGUUAAAGUAAUCCUAAUCCGUUUAUACCUUCAUAAACUGGACCCAUGAAUAUGUGUCUUUCCACUCAACAUAAUUAAAAAUAAAAUUUUUAGGAACUUUUACUGAAAAAGAUUCAACUUUUUAUCCUGUGAAGAUGUGUACGAUUAAACACUCGACCAUUACGACAAUGUCAUGGUGUCUGACCAUAAAACAUUACAUUCAUUAAAAAUGGUUUGUUAUGGUAUGUUUGAUACAGGAAAACCUGCGGUUUAGCAGGUCCCACAGCAUGAUAUUACCAUCACCUGCAUUAUUACACAAAUCACUAAAGAUCUUUUACAUUUUACAGCACUGCCUUUAUGCAGUCUUUCACACAAAAAAACAAAGACAUUUCUGUAUCGCUACUUUUUAGGCUAUUUUCUUGAGCCUUGUAGAUUAAAAGGUUCUAAACUGGACUACAGGUUCCUAAAACUGGAUCUGGGUGAGGGGCCAAACAAAGUUCUGAAACAGUUUGAUGAAUACAUACAUCAAAGAUCAUCACCUCUAUUUUAAAGAAUGUGAACCACAACAUAAUCCAGUCGUUUGGAUUAUCUGACCUCAUUGUACAGUUGAUGCAAGAACCCGCAGGUCUAGAAGCCCCACAUCAUGCCCGAACUUCUACCCUGCAAUGCUGUGCAUUUCAUAAAAAAUAAAUAAAUAAAAAAUC